Messenger RNA from Pecten maximus, 1477 nucleotides. Its product is annotated as cytoplasmic tRNA 2-thiolation protein 2-A-like. Gene Ontology annotation, molecular function: sulfurtransferase activity; tRNA binding. Lineage: Eukaryota; Metazoa; Mollusca; Bivalvia; Pectinida; Pectinidae. Gene Ontology annotation, cellular component: cytosol. Gene Ontology annotation, biological process: tRNA wobble position uridine thiolation. The coding region runs from base 74 to 1471 and encodes 465 amino acids. The transcript is spliced from 15 exons. The record is from RefSeq and is a predicted model, not a curated record.
AUGUGGUUAUUGCAUGAGGAUUGCAUACGUUCAUCAUGUUAUAAGGCACUGACGUUGUUACUGAGAUUAAAUCAUGUGUAGCGUGCAGGAUGGGGAUACUGGUGGGCCUCUACAGAAAGAAAAAAUCAGUCCAGGAAGAAAAUGCAUGAAGUGUCGCACGGAAAAUGCUAUCUUGAUCACCAGAGUGAAUGAUGCCUUUUGCAAGGCUUGCUUUAUGGUAUAUGUAACACACAAGUUCCGAGCCACCAUUGGAAAGUCUAAGCUGGUCCGUGAUGGAGAAAAGGUCUUGGUUGCUUACUCUGGAGGUCCAUCAUCGAGUUGUCUACUUCAUCUCAUUACAGAGGGAUUGAGUCAAAGGGCACACAAGAAACUACGCUUCAUACCCGGGAUUAUCUUCAUAGACGAGAGUGCAGUGUUGGUUAACCUGGAAGUGGACGGCGUGGCUGAGAAGGACAGGAUAUCUGAAUUAAUGGCCAGUAUGGGCUACCCUUAUCAGACCCGACGUUUGGAGGAGGCCAUAUGUCUUGACCAAGGACAACACUUACCUGAAGCUGACCUGUCCAGUCUGGCAGAAUCUGACCAGGCUUGUGUCCAAAGUACUGACCUUGCCAAGCAGAAUGACAACCUUGACAGGGCAAGAAUUGAGAUUAAGUCUUUGUUUUCCUCCAUCAAAUCUCUCACAGCCAGAGAGGACAUGCUCAACAGAUUAAGACAGAGGCUACUGAUGGAAGUUGCUCAAGUUCAAGGUUACUCCAAGGUUAUGACCGGUCACUGUGGGACGCGGCUGGCUGUCAAUCUCCUUUCAGACAUAUCGCAGGGAAGGGGUGCUCAUGUCGCUAUGGAUACAGCAUUUUCUGACACCAGGUAUCCCAAUAUCAUGCUUGUGCGACCUAUCAGGGAUUUUAGUUCUAAGGAAGUGGCAAUGUACAAUUCUUUACAUGGUGUAGAAUCUGUGUUCCUACCAACACUCACAACCAAGACAUAUGAAGGAUCGAGCAUUGAACAUCUGACGGAGGCGUUUGUUACAGGACUGCAGACUGACUAUCCCUCCACUGUCAGCAACAUCAUGAGGACAGGUGAAAAGCUAAGUACUGAGAAAAGGGAUGGAGAAAACAGCCACUGCGCCUUAUGUGGGGCUCCCCUCGAUACAGACGUUGGUGCCUGUUCAGCAUUAAGUGCUGUAGAGUUCUCCUCCCUGAUCUCCCGGACGAGGAAAGGAAAAGUCACCACAUGUGGGGACAGUACCACCUGCUGCGGGGAAGGGGACGGUAGCUGUCACACAAAGUCAGAGGGUGUGAAGAAGGAGGAAGUUUUGUCAGUGUUGUGUUAUGGAUGUCGAAUGACUGUUAAAGACAUGGUAGAGCCUGCAGCACUACCAGAUAAACUGCUGGCACAGAUUUCAUACCGACUACGCAGGUCAAAGAUGAAGAACGAUAUUCAAGAUUUUCUUCUUGAUCCAGAAAACAGUUGAUGAAUA